AACAUACAAUGUUAACUAUAUUGGAAAGAGAGCUUUUACAUUGGACGUAUACAAGGUGCGACAACAAACGUAUCGACUCUUCGUGAUGCGGAACAAACCGAGUAAAAUCGUAAAAACCAUUUGCGUUUGGAGUACGUGUAUGGUCGUUUUCUUCUGCGUCAUUGAUCAUACUGUCGUGUCGAUUGGCAUCAAAUCGACAAAAUACACCAUCGAUGACAAGCACGUCGGUAUAACUCAUCAAUAUGACGCCGAAUUCGAGGAACUGACAAGAAAAGAGCAACCAAAGGUGAAAUGGAACAAUUUUUAUUUGAACUACUCCGGUAAAGUCGAUCGCCUACAACUACAAGCGAUUGAAGCCAGAUACUUUUCUCUACCUGAAACAAAGGUAAAUCCUAUUGAUCAUGAACUGAUCAUAACUGGUAAACCUAUUUGUGAUCUGAACUCGCCAUAUUUGUUAAUAGUCGUACCAUCUGUUCCAAGUCAUGUCAGCAUAAGAGCCGUAAUAAGGAAUACUAUUGGAUCUUACGGGCGAUACACGUCUCCGUUCUCGGUGAAAUUGGUGUUCGUUUUAGGGCGGGACGGGGACGCCUAUACUGAUCUCGCCGUCCGCAAUGAAAGUCACUUCUAUGGUGACAUUGUACAGGCGGAUUUUGUGGAGUCGUAUUACAACUUAACGAGAAAAAUGUUGGUGACGCUCAAGUGGGUAUCUGUUUACUGCAGUGAGAUCGAUUAUAUGUUAAAACUAGACGAAGACGUGUUCGUUAACAUUCCAGUCUUAAUAAAAUACUUAAAGACAUUCAGGUAUACGACAGAUGGAUCUAUUCACGGCCACAUUAACUCCGAUUCUCCAGUGAGGCGCACAGGCAAAUGGGCUGUUAAAUGGACCGAUUUUCCAAUGCCUCAGUAUCCCAACUACGCAGCUGGUAACUCAUACGUCAUUUCCGGUAACAUCAUUUCGAGAAUGUUCACAGUAUCCGAAUAUUUGCCAUAUAUACCGAUAGAAGAUGUCUUUGUAACAGGAAUUCUGGGUAAAAUUGUAAAGGCUGAGCUGGUGCAACAUAACGGAUUCACAUAUUGGCUUGACAGUGAACCAUUUCCAUGCGCGUUUGCAGUAUCCGGCAAAAUUUCGUCAACGAAAGUAUCUUCUUUCCUUAUGAGGGAGUUAUGGAAUGCCUGUACAGCUUUUCAUACAUUUUGUUAACAAAUAUGUUGUAUUUUGCAAAGCAAAGCAUUUAUGUUUAGUUUAAACCUAUUUAUUUUUGCUCGAUUGCAUCAAAAGCCUAAGGCUUAUAUAAAUGCUCUCGAGUCCGUUUCCUGGGCCUAGAACUAGUACUUUUUUAUUAUCAUUCAAUAUAAGACAUACAAUGUAUACAUGUAUAUGAUCAUAAAACUAAGUGAUACCAUGUACCAACAAUAAUGUUCAGACAUGUUAUACAAUAUAUGCAAAUUUAUAUACUUUUUUGACUUCGUGAUUUCCUUUAGAUUAAAAAAGAAGGGUUUAUAGAAAAGAAACGAAGAAAAGAAAAAAAACAACAGAAUAGUUGUGAAUAAGGAUGAGUUGCAUGAAGAGGGUAGAAGCAUACUGGACUUGUUUAUGAAAGUUUAAUGUGUUUCCAUUUUUGUUCAAAUAUAUGAAGUGUAUAAUUGCUAAGGGCAAUUUCUUUUUCAAUUUGGAUCUUUAGUUUUAAAUAAUUGAUAAAACCGUUCAUUGUAGGUAUUUG
Dreissena polymorpha is the source of this 1721-nucleotide messenger RNA. Its product is annotated as beta-1,3-galactosyltransferase 5-like. NCBI's taxonomy places the organism in Eukaryota, Metazoa, Mollusca, Bivalvia, Myida, Dreissenidae. The coding region runs from base 86 to 1201 and encodes 371 amino acids. The transcript is spliced from 2 exons. The record is from RefSeq and is a predicted model, not a curated record. Gene Ontology annotation, cellular component: membrane. Gene Ontology annotation, molecular function: hexosyltransferase activity.